AUGGAGACGACACUGCCUUUUCCUUUCCUUAUCAGCGUGGCCGUCCCGCCCGGUCUAGCAAACCUGGACGGCCUCGACCGCGAACAAGUCUCGGUGCUCGGAGCCCCUUUCUUCGAGGCCAAUGACCAGACCCUGGAAAAGUUCCACCGCUUCCUGAAGCAGCACAACGCAGAGUUCCGCGGUUACUUUGACGUCACCGGCAUCACCUCGAGAGACGACGUUGUCUCUCUCCUCGAUGCCGGAGCCCGCAUGGUCUUUGUCGCCCCGGAGAACCUCUCUCAGUAUGAGGAGUUCGGAUCCAGGGUGGGCUCCGUCCUCAAGACCGCCGACGUCUCUACUUCGGCCGCCUCCAAGCACGCCGUCCUCGUCAAGGACUUUGAUUCGACAGUGUGCGACCUCGGCGCCUUCAUUGAGCGCUGCAAAGUGGAAAAGCUGCCCAACCUUUUCCUUAAGCCGGUUCCGGAGACUACCCUGGAGCACUUUGUCGACAUUGCCAAGCAGUGCAAUGCCAUCCCCGUCUUGCCUUCAGACGGCCUGACUGCUGCCAAGGAGGACGCGAAGAAGCUUUCUCUCUCCAAGCUGAUUUCUUCAUUCUGGAAGUCGGAUAGGCCUGAUGGUCUGAUCCCAACCGUUGUGUGCGAUGAAUCGGGCACCGCCCUGGGACUUGCUUACAGCAGCGCCGAGAGCGUUGGCGAGGCCGUUCGCACACGAACCGGCAUCUACCAGAGCCGCAAGCGUGGUCUCUGGGUGAAGGGCGCUACGUCUGGGGAUACUCAGGAGCUGGUCCGCAUUGGCCUCGACUGCGACAACGAUACCCUCAAGUUUGUUGUUAAGCAAACCGGCCGUUUCUGCCACCUGGACCAGCACGGCUGCUUUGGCGACCUCAGCGGCAUCCCCCGUCUUGAGCAGACUCUUCAGUCUCGCAAGCAGUCUGCUCCUGCGGGAUCUUACACCGCUCGUCUGUUCUCGGAUGAGAAGCUCCUGCGCGCCAAGAUUAUGGAAGAAGCAGAGGAGCUCUGCGAUGCCAAGACCAAGGAGGAAGUAGCCUUCGAGGCCGCGGACCUGAUCUACUUUGCCCUCACCAAGGCUGUCAGCGCCGGCGUUAGCUUGGCUGACAUUGAGAGGAAUCUCGACGCCAAGGCAUUCAAGGUCAAGAGGAGGACGGGUAACGCCAAGGGCAAGUGGGCGGAGAAGGAGGGCAUCCAGACUACUCCUGCUUCCGCCGCAGCACCAGCACCAGCCCCGACACCUGCUGCCAAGGAGAAGUCAGAGGAGAGGAUAACCAUGCGCAGAUACGACCUCUCCAAGUCUUCAGCCUCUGAGAUUGAUGAGGUCCUGAAGCGCCCAUCGCAGAAGUCUCCUGACGCCAUCCUGAACAUCGUCAGGCCCAUCAUCGACGAGGUCCGCAAGGGAGGUGACAAGGCAGUCUUGUCUUACACCCACAGGUUUGAGAAGGCUACGUGUCUGACCUCACCCGUUCUUAAGGCACCUUUCCCCAAGGAGGCCAUGCAGCUGUCCCCUGAGUCUAUCAAGGCCAUCGACAUUUCUUUUGAAAACAUCCGCAAGUUCCACGCCGCCCAGAAGGAGGACAAGCCCCUGAAGGUCGAGACGAUGCCUGGCGUUGUUUGCAGCCGCUUCUCAAGACCAAUUGAGAGAGUCGGUCUGUACGUUCCUGGUGGCACUGCCGUCCUGCCCAGCACCGCGCUGAUGCUGGGUGUUCCCGCCAUGGUCGCCGGCUGCCAGAAGAUCGUCUUCGCCUCUCCGCCGCGCGCCGACGGUAGCCUCACCCCCGAGAUCGUCUACGUCGCCCACAAGGUCGGUGCUGAGAGCAUCGUCCUUGCUGGCGGUGCCCAGGCCGUUGCUGCCAUGGCCUAUGGCACCGAGAGCUGCACCAAGGUCGACAAGAUUCUCGGACCCGGAAACCAGUUUGUCACUGCUGCCAAGAUGUUCGUCAGCAACGACACCAAUGCCGGUGUGAGCAUCGACAUGCCCGCUGGCCCCUCCGAGGUUCUUGUUAUCGCCGACAAGGAUGCCAACCCCGCCUUUGUUGCCUCCGAUCUGCUCUCCCAGGCAGAGCACGGUGUUGACAGCCAAGUCGUGCUCAUCGCCAUUGACCUGAAUGGGGAGCAGUUGCAGGCCAUUGAGGACGAGCUUCACAACCAGGCCAUGGCUCUGCCCCGUGUCGACAUUGUCCGCGGAUCCAUCGCCCACUCCGUUACGAUCCAGGUCAAGACGGUGGACGAGGCCAUGCGCAUCAGCAACGACUACGCUCCCGAGCACUUGAUUCUCCAACUGAAGGACGCUGAGAAGGUGACCGAGCAGGUCAUGAACGCCGGCAGUGUCUUCAUCGGCGAGUGGACACCUGAGAGUGUGGGCGACUACUCCGCCGGUGUCAACCACUCUCUGCCCACAUACGGAUACGCCAAGCAGUACUCUGGAGUCAACCUUGCCUCCUUCGUCAAGCACAUUACCAGCUCCAAUCUGACGGCCGAGGGUCUGCGCAACGUCGGCGAUGCUGUUAUGCAACUAGCCAAGACGGAGACCUUGGAGGCUCACCGCAGAGCUGUUGAGAUCCGCAUUGAGCACAUGAACUGCCAGUAA
Molecule: messenger RNA, 2601 nt
Organism: Colletotrichum chrysophilum
Lineage: Eukaryota; Fungi; Ascomycota; Sordariomycetes; Glomerellales; Glomerellaceae
Gene: HIS3
Product: imidazoleglycerol-phosphate dehydratase
Exons: 2
Coding region: 1-2601 (866 amino acids)
Biological process (GO): L-histidine biosynthetic process
Cellular component (GO): cytoplasm
Molecular function (GO): metal ion binding; NAD binding; phosphoribosyl-AMP cyclohydrolase activity
Source: RefSeq, a predicted model, not a curated record